Molecule: messenger RNA, 1821 nt
Organism: Aspergillus pseudonomiae
Lineage: Eukaryota; Fungi; Ascomycota; Eurotiomycetes; Eurotiales; Aspergillaceae
Product: major facilitator superfamily domain-containing protein
Exons: 8
Coding region: 1-1821 (606 amino acids)
Biological process (GO): transmembrane transport
Cellular component (GO): membrane
Molecular function (GO): transmembrane transporter activity
Source: RefSeq, a predicted model, not a curated record
AUGGGGGGUACCGCCUCAUUACACUGUUCUGCGUCUCGCGUGAUUCUACGACCAGCACAAAGACGUAAUUUCAUCAUCAGUCGGUUAGAGAGCGCAAGGCAGAGGGAAUGGCUCUGGGUGGUAGUCGUCGCCGGAGUGGGCUUUUUUGCUGAUGCGUACUGUAUCUUCUCAGUCAACAUGGUCGUCCCUAUGAUUAGUGAGGUCUAUUGGGGCAGUUUGGACGCCAAACCUGACCGCGUCCACAACUAUGAGGUCGGCCUUAGCAUCAUGACCUUAGGCGGCGCGCUCGUAGGCCAAAUUCUUUUUGGUAUCGCCGCGGAUAUCUGGGGUCGCCGGAAAAUGUAUGGAUUGGAGUUGAUUGUCUUGAUUUUCAGCACUCUUGGGAUGUCGAUGUCCUCCUCUGGUAAAUAUGACUCCAUGUCCAUCAUCGGGGUUCUUUUGUUCUGGCGGUUCUUUAUGGGAGUCGGAGUGGGAGCCGACUAUCCUUUAUCUGCUGUGAUCUGCUCCGAGCUUGCACCCACUCGCAUAAGGGGUCGUAUGUUGGCAGCUGUCUUCCUCUGCCAAUCACUUGGACAGACUGCAGCGGCACUCAUUGCUCUCAUCGCUGUGGCAGGCUUUCGACAUAGUCUGCCUAAUGACCCAGAGCUUCGCGAGUGUACAGGAUCUUGUGUUCGGAAUUUAGAUAGCAUAUGGAGGUUAAUAGUAGGUCUGGGAGCUGUACCUGCAUUCAUUGCCAUCUGGUUUCGAUUAACCAUCAUUGAAUCCCCUCGUUAUACCGCCGAUGUCAUGCAGAAUAGUCUCCAAGCUGCUGCAGAUAUCUCUCAGUUUUAUCAGUCAGCGGACAUUUCCUCAGCCUCUAGUCUCGGCCAUGAGUCGCUCCAUCCAGUCGAAGAGACGAUAUCACUAUCCCCCACCCAAACUCGUGAAAACGGCUUUACCCCAUCAGUCAUCUCUCGGCAAUCAAGCUCUAUGGCACUAGAGAAUAUCUCCAGCCCUCAACUCCACUUCUGGAGAGAUUUCAAAAUUUUCCUGCAACAAAAGCACAACCUCCGGACGCUCGUGGCAACAUCUUUGUGCUGGUUCUGCCUCGACCUGCCAUUCUACGGCUUGGGGUUGAUGAAUGUGGACAUUAUAAAUACCAUUUGGUAUGGGAACCACAUUCCGUCUGCCGGAGUAUAUGAAUCUCUUCUUCGGGUGUCAUACCAGAGCAUCGUGGUUGUUUCAUCGGGCGCUAUCGUCGGUAGCUGUAUAGCAGUGCUAACAGUCGACCGAAUCGGGCGGCGGAAUCUUCAGCUGCUUGGCUUCUGUUGCCUGUUCAUUCUUAACGUGAUCAUUGGUGCUUCAUUCCGCUAUUUGAGCACACAUGGCGACUCAUCAGCCUUGGUCGUACUUUAUGUUCUGACUCAGAUAUUCUUCAACUUUGGACCAAACACCACCACAUACAUUGUUCCUGCUGAGCUCUUCCCAACUCGAUUUCGCGCCACUUGCCAUGGCAUCUCAGCCGCCUCUGGAAAAUUAGGUUCCAUUCUUGCGCAGUGCUUCUUAGGAUAUGUGGACUUUGGCAAUGGUGCAACCUGGCGAAACGUGCCGGAUUGGCUAGGAUAUGCACUUCUCUGCUUAUCAUUCUUCAUGCUGAUGGGUCUUAUUACCACAUUAUGGAUUCCGGACACUAGAGACAAUGAGGGGAAAAACAAAUCCCUCGAGCGCAUUGCCGAUGAUAUGCAGGCAAAAGAUGCACCCCCCGUGGAUGAGGAAGAAACUGGCAGCAUCCACACGCAGUCUACUACGCUGACGGCUGGCCCAGUUUGGAGAUCAACAUGA